This is a messenger RNA of Pungitius pungitius (ninespine stickleback), 6814 nucleotides long. RefSeq names its product NALCN channel auxiliary factor 1 (gene nalf1b). Bases 698 to 1903 code for a protein of 401 amino acids. The transcript is spliced from 3 exons. Gene Ontology annotation, biological process: calcium ion import across plasma membrane. The record is from RefSeq and is a predicted model, not a curated record. Gene Ontology annotation, molecular function: stretch-activated, monoatomic cation-selective, calcium channel activity. NCBI's taxonomy places the organism in Eukaryota, Metazoa, Chordata, Actinopteri, Perciformes, Gasterosteidae. Gene Ontology annotation, cellular component: plasma membrane.
CUCCCGCCCCGUGUGUAGGUGUGUGUGUUUGUGGAUGUGUGUGUGUCGCUGUUUGUGCGUGUGUGUGCAUAUAGGUAAUAAGCUGCUCCGCCACUGCGCAACGAUGGAGCUAUCGCAACGAUGGAGAUGACGCAAACCGACCCAGCUCUCCGAAAAAGUGUUUCAAGACGAACAUGGCGGCAACUUAACCGCGGUCCAAGAUGACAAUGGCCAACGGGAGAAAGGAUUCUAGGCUUUCCACCCAGGUACCGGACAGUGCGCGUGCAUCCAACGGACUCGUCGCUCCCCUGUAAGCGAAUCCGCCGACCCAACGGCGGCAGACGCGCAGCAUCAGUACCGAGAGGCUCGCAACAGCUGGUCUCCCUGCGUGGCCGCCCCCGACGACGCGGAACAAACCCGGUUAGGGACGGACGGGAGAGGGGGGCAUGCGGUCAAAGAGGACGCCGUUUCCCCCCGAGGAGCCAUGGAGAACCAGGAUGCGGCAGCGCGAAGCUUAAUCUGUGCGGGCGCGCUAAUUGGAUCGGAAUAGCGCCGACCGCUGCGGGCGCGAUAGAGGAGCGCCCUGGACCGGCAGAGGCACGGCACCCCGACGGCAACCGAGGAGAACCAACCGGAGUCCGUCUCCCCCCAAGUCCAUGAGUAUUGUGGCAGAGCAGCCCCCGCGGUGGAGUCGGCCAGGGCAGCGCUUUCCUAAAAUAUGACCAGGGGUGCUUGGAUGCGUCGGCAGCAUGAUGAGGGCUUAAAAUACUGGUUUGCACCCCGAGAGAACGAGAAGCCAUUCACCGAGUCGGAGCGGGCCCAGAGAUGGCGUCUGUCGCUGGCCUCUCUGCUGUUCAUCACCGUCCUGCUGUCUGAUCACUUGUGGUUCUGCGCCGAGGCGAAACUGACGCGAACCCGAGACAAGCGGUCGGACAGGGGGCUUGCUUCUACGGACACGGGCGAGUACCCCAACUCCCUCCACCGACAGCAUAUCCCACCCUCACCAGACCCCCACCGUCUCGCCAGAAAGCAAGAUGUUAUUUUUCUAGAGAAUUCUACCAAACCUCUGUGGCGAAUGGACACCUGUCAUCCAGACAGCCUGUCCAAAGACUGCUUUACUUUCACGGACGCGCGCACCGUGUGCCUGGGCCUCUCCGGCGGAGGGGACAGGGGGACGCAGCUGGCGUACGUCAACCUGAGCGAUUUGUACCUUUCUUUUUGUAAUUCCUACUCACUUUUGGAUUUGUUUUACGGGUUUACGAGUCCGGACGAUUUGAAUUGCACCCUGGAUAUGGCCAUGGGGGUGGACCUGCUGGGAUGCAGCAAGUGUGUUCGGGCUUAUCAGCUUCUCGACCAGCGGGCGGAGGACAACUACCGGGAGUUUGAACUGCUGGUUCAGAAAUACGAGACGGACGCCUACUCGGUCAGGACGUGCAUGGAGGAAUGCAAGAUGGUUUAUAAGCCCUGGCUGUGUUCUCAGUACUUCCAGACCACCCAAAUGCACUGCAGCAAGCGAAUCCCCUGUGGUCAGUACUGCCUGGAGGUGCAGCAGCGGUGCCCCUUCGUCCUGCCCGACAACGAUGAUCUCAUUCAUGGAGGCAGCCCCAGUUUUAUAUGUACAGGGCUGCUGGAGGACUAUCCAUCAGGUGUUGACCCAGAUGCAGAGUGCUGUGACGUGCGGUGGGACUUGAAAGUGGACAACCGUUCCCGGGGGACCCUGAAAAGAACUCACCCGCCGUGCCAGCACCGUACCUCCCUCAGCUCCUCGGCAGCCUGCAGACUGUGUAACAGCCGGCUCAAACUCUGCCUGCUGGUCCUCGUCCUUCUUCAUACUGUUGCCAGCCUCACUGCAUCCCACAAUGCAACAGGACUGGUCCUCCCCGCCAUCACGCCUCUGGAGGAGAGCCCUGCCAACGAGGAGUGAUAGAGCUGCCAGGGGGAGGUGAGGUCGUUGGGGUGGGGGAUUCCCUCACCAUGGCAACCGAUGUGGAAUAAUACAGCCACAGUUUUUGCCGACAGCGGGAGCUGUGUGCCUGCGGACAUUCUGCAACACAUAAAUGGAAUAUGUGGGACGCUUUGAGACGGAAGGAAUAAAUCAAUCAAGACAAAUGAAUAAGUAAACAAACAGACAUACUAAGGGACUCAACUAGUCCCUUAGAUAGAAAGGGGACAAUGCCACAGCCUUUGUUGAGUGGAAAGGUCGGCUUCCCCAUGGCUGAUUUUCUCUCACUACGCUUUUUUACACUGUGUUCCAAUUAAUGGUUUCUGUUGCACUGGCUGACUAUGGAAUGACACAAUCAUAUUCUCUUUCUAAUGUUCAUCCUUUGUGUUUGUUUCCAGCUCUCUCAUACAGGAACAAAAUGUGUUUGCUAAAUCAGACAGAUAAUGUGUAAAAAUAAUUGCUGCGAGUUUGUGUGCGUGUACAAGAUGUUUUCUCUUUUUUUUUAGGUUUACUGUUUGUGUGCGAGCAUGCUCGGGCGUGUGCUUGCAUGCGUGUCUUUAAACAUGUGUGUAUGUAGGUGUAUGAGAGGAUGAGAGUCUGUUGCUGACAUGUACCUUAAAAGUCCAGUUAACCGACAGGUGCAGCAAGAUGUCACUUAGCUGUGCCAUGUUGGCCACACUCCUAUUAGAACUUCACUGGGGUUUGAAUGUGGUUCUGAUAUCCACAAUAGGCGCUGUGUUUAACACAGGUUUAUGGUUUUCACAACACUUUGUUUUGUGAGAUAAUUUAUCAAGCCUGUUUUGAAGGAUCAAAAACGUUGUGUAGUUAGCAUCAAUGAAAGGGUUUCAUUGGGCUAAACUGUGAAACACAAACAGGAAGCGCUCCUCCAAUAUCACUAUGGCUAUUUCAGUUUUAUUAAAGCUCAGGACCUCUUAGUAGUAAUAGUUUCGACGGUGAUCACUAUCAAGGCGCUGCACUGAGCACGCUUACUAAAAGGAGGAAAGAGACAGGUCGAGCAGGCAGAUUUCAAGAAAGGUUGACAGUUUUCUGUGCAAUGCAGAAUUAUUAUCUUAUUGUGUUAGAUAAUCUGGAUGGUUAAAAAUGAUAGCCUGCUUAUAUUAUAUAUUGUUUUCCUGAUCUAAACACUUUUUGGGUAAAAUGUUAUCAUACUUAAUAAAACUGAUGACCAAAACUAUAAAACUAAGAAACUCUAUUAAAAUUUAAUGGCCUAACUUUAAGAAAAAACUUAUCGUAGAGCUCAGUAAGCUGAAGAAAAUAUUAUCGAGAUAAUGAUACAUAUCACGUAAAACAUUUUCAAUUUUGAAAAAAAAACAUUUCUCAACUACCUUUGCGGACAAGGCUGCUUGCAUACUAUUAGUGGAGGUUUGUAAAUUAGGUUGAAUUCAGCUGUGUUUUGAAUGAAUAAGUACGGCCAAAGCAUCUUUUGUUGGUGUUGCCAAUGUUUGAUUAAUUGCCUAAUAAUAAGAGAAUAUUAUACCUGGAAUCGCUGCCAGGCAGUAGCAUGGACAUUUUGCAAUCAAUCUUCUGUUCCCCUCCAAGCCACACGUUAGCAUUUAGCUCAGUUAAUCACUGCACAGGACGUUAAGGGAAGCACAGAUCAUUUUAUCUCAUAGAACAAAACAUGAAACUGUGUUAAGCUUGUCUUAACCAAAGACGAUAUUUCAGGCGAAACCCUAUUAAGAUUGUGGCCACAUUUUAGCAGCAUUGCUCAUCAAAGUUAACUGACAUCAGGAUUGUUGCACUGGAUCAAUAUGUGUUUUUCGUUUGAGUCUUUUGUUAUCUUAAAUUGUAAAGGGACUAUCCAGUCAGAAUUAAGGUACUUUGAUUGGUUCCUUUAUCUGCUCUGCCUCGAGGACCUUGGUUCUUUUCUCUCUCCUUGCGAUUCAAGUAUAAAUCAUUUUAUACUGUCAUCACUUCUUGAAAAGAAAAAAAAUCAAUUCAGAGUUUCCCCUUAACCAAUACUGACAUCUUUAUCAGUAGAGUCAUUUAAACCUCAGGCCUUUUUAUUCACAGGAAACAUGAUGGCUGGAUGUUACCUUUAAGGACUGUUAAGGAUUUUUAGUAGAAAAGUUAGCACUUCCUUGCAGUAGCGUGAAGGAGAAUCCCCGGCCUACCAAUAGGUCACACAAUGACACCGCUCCCUGGCCGCACGGUACGCCGAGAAUGAACCUCUACAUAUCGUCAACAGAGAGACAAUUUGUUCUAAUGUGGGUUUGUUUCUAUUAAAUCAAUGUGUAAUCAAUUUUCCUUUACUGCAUGUGGAGGCUCUUUCAAAGUCAGGACAGCCUCUGUUGUUAAUUGUCCUCAGCGCCACUCCACAUUCCACUGAUCCCAAUUCAGCUCCUGUAGCAUGCCCCCCCCCAUCUCGUACUUUUCUCCCCAAGACAUCAAACUAAUGUCUCAUUAAGUAAAGGGCUUAUUAAGAUAUACGGUACAAACAUCAUCAUCCACACAGUCAGACACACUUUACAACAUGCACAUCCAAAUGGGUAGCCAACAAUUAAGGCUAGAAACACGGCUCAGUAAGAGAAACAAAUCCACAGACAAGAUCACCUCACAGCGUUUGUAAACACACUAACACUAAUCUGAUAAUUGUCUGAUCAGCUGACACUCAUGUUUAUUUUCUAUUUGUGGACCAGUGAAGAGAAAAGAAUGGUGUGACCUUAAGGGCUGACUUCUUCUUUGGUUUCUACAUUGUAUUUUGUCUAUUUGAUGCAACAGGCUGUGAGAUCAGGUAUUUGUAGAUUAACAGAUGUUAUUGAAUUUCUUUCCCACUUUCCAGUAUGUUGAUUACUUAAAUGAGAUGUCCAGUAAGAUAUCUGAUGUCAAGAUUUUUAUUAUACAGCUUAUAUGAGGAUUUAAAAUGCAUCUUUUCACACCAUGUCUAUACAACCCAACCAGGGGAUUGGCUCAUUUUGACACAUAUUCUGUUUUGUACCUGCCCCACUGUAGACAUAAAGGUUUCUGCCUGCAUGAAAUACAUAAUUAUUCACUUGCACAGUGCACCCAUUCCCAUAUUGGAUCACUGCAGCCAGUAAUAGAAAAAUGCUGCUGUUCUAUUGGCCACCAGUAGAUAGAGAUAUUCACAUUCUUUUAAAUGGCAACUGCUGCUGAAGAUCUAUCAUACAAGGACUGUCCCAUAACGAUGAGUUAGGAAGGCUGAGCUCUGAGGAAGAAAGUUAUAGGCCUGUGAGCACAGGUGUGCAGAUGUGUGUGUGUGUGUGUGUGUGUGUGUGUUCAUAUCUGUUUCUCAUUUGCUAUGUUCUCUGGAGAGCUCAUUAGUGUUGCUACGACCUUGGGGCCUGCAGGACAGGUAUGACAGGCCACUGUUUCUAGACCCACAGGAACUUACUACUUAGUUGUCUCAUUAUUCACUGCAUCCCUAUAGCCGCAUGGACUGUACUAUAAAACCUUUGCCCUGUACAAUGUGUAACAACUGUGCCAUAGCCCCAAGACCCAAAACAAUGUAGGGCAGGGGUGGAUCUAUUUUUUUCCUUGCACUUGCCUGAUAAAAUAUUCCCUCAAAGGCUAUCUGACAUGAGGUGGUGCACGGUAGGUAGGUAUGCAGGUGGACAACAACCUAAAAUUGGUGCCAAAGCAUACCAUUCAUGGAGUAAAAUAAACCCAAUUCAAUUUUCAUGAUCGGGCGUGUUGGGCAACAGGAGGAAACAGGGAACGGCAGUGAAGGAUAAAUGUGCCAUGUCAGCAACAAACAGAUUUCAUCCCAUAAGCCUCACACAGCCCUCAAGAUGAACACAUGGUGGUCCAGGGCAUCUCUUUAAGACAAACAAGAUUUCAUUCUGCCUUCCAUGUCAGCAGUCCAUGCUGUACUGUAACAGCCAUCCCCAUAGUAACCCUUUGUUAUUCACAACAAACCUUGUCUGCUCCACGUGCAGGGAUACAUCCUCACCAGGUUGCAUGGGUGCGAAUGGUGUGCAUGUGUGUUGUCCUUCAUGCGGCUGCAGACACGCCAACACCACUGACACAUCUUCUGUGCAAGGUUUCUUCCAGACUGUAACAGAAUUUGAUUUUUACAGGUGUAAAUCAUUGAUUCGAUGUUUGCUGGCAAUGCAGGAAUGCACACAACAAAGCCAGAAUAAAUUGUGUGGGGUCCUAUCGAUUCAGUCUCUAUCCCUUACAAUGAUCUGACAUAGUCAUUAACACACAAACUUACACAAACUAAUGUAAUCCCCCCUACACUAACACACUAUGUAUGCCUGUUGCCCCUCACCCCCCCCCCCCCCCCUUCACCAAAUGCUACCUAAUCAGAUAUUGCCCUCUUUAACCCCCGUUUAGCCUCUCUGUGUUUUCACAAUAGUUCCGUUUUCCAUCCGGUGGAUCUAUGCAGAAGCCCAUUCCUUUUUUGGUUGUAAAUACGAUCCGUAGUAUGGCUUACAAUGUAUGUCUUUGUGUCCAGGUUCCCUUGUGUAUUUUAAGUUGAUGUCAUGCUGUUUCUUUCUUCUUCUCCUAAUUAUUUUGAUUUUAUUUUGAGCGUCUGAAAUCCUUGAUGUUAAAAGAGAAUGUGCUGAGGUUUAACCAAUAGACCCGUCCUCAACUUCACAACCUUAUUAUGAAAGUUUGAGGUUCUGUGUGUGUGAAAGCGAAAGAUUUAUGAUUAUAGAGAUGAAAAAGGUUCAAAGUCAUAUAGAAGUAUCAUUGCUAUUAUGAUUAUUAUGAUUACUAUUAUACUACCAGUAUAUUGUAAUAUUAUAGAUUCUUUAGUUCAAGUAACUUCUUUAAUUUUUUUACAAACAACUUUGAUGAAAUUAUUUAUAAAACAGUCUCACAAGUCAUGAUCUUUUCGAAAAGUAUGAAAACUAAUGCUACAAUGAUUACAAUUGUGUUCUGAUGAAAAUAAAUACAGACAUAUAA